AUGAAGGCAAAGGCCACGACAGUGGGCCUCAAGGAGCUCACAGAGGGAUCAGUGCCCUUUACCACCCUCGAAGAGGCAUUCGGCGAGUCCUCGCUCGGCAUCCUCGUGGUCAACAAUCUACCAGCGAGGUACCUCGAGCUGCGGGAGAAGCUGCUGUCGUAUUCGUCGUACCUGGCGCAACUCCCCGCCGAAGACCUGGAUGCCCUCACCGAUGCGGCAUCCCACUACGAGAUAGGAUGGAGCCAUGGCAAGGAGGCCCUCAAGGACGGACAGUACGACACCAUGAAGGGUUCCUAUUAUGUCGAUUGUCAGUCCUUCUUCCUUGAAAAUCCUGUUGUCCCAGAACCGGGGAAACCGGUAACAAGAGGGGCGGGAACGAACUUGUGGCCUGCUGAAUCUGCAAUGCCGGGAUUUCGAGCCACAUUUGAAGAACUUUGCACGAUGUUGAUCAACAUCGGAGUCCUGGUCGCCCGAGCCAUUGAUUCAUAUGCCACCACGAAUAUCCCACACUACCAGCAUGGGUAUCUCGAACACGUCGUCAAGACCAGCCACACGCCAAAAGCCCGUUUGCUGCACUAUUUUCCGCCCACAGAGGCGCCGGCCUCGCCAUCAUGCUCACCCGUUGAAUCUUCCAACACGUCGGAUUCGGAGGAUGAUUCCUGGUGUGCCACCCAUCUGGACGACGGCUGUUUGACAGCGCUGACGUCGGCAUUAUACAUCGACGAGUCCAGCCCUCUGCCACCACUCACAGCCGGCUCAUUUCCGUCCCUGCCGAUCCUGCCCGCAUCUCCGGACCCCAAGGCGGGGCUUUACAUCCGAUCGCGCGGCGACAAGGUGGUGAAAGUCGAUAUACCAGCUGAUUGCAUUGCCUUUCAAACCGGCGAGGCUUUGCAGAUGAUCACAGAUGGCAGGUUCAAAGCCGUGCCACAUUUCGUCCGUGGCCCCUGCGGCGCGAGCAAGGUCGCUCGGAACACUCUAGCAUUGUUCAUGCAGCCGGACAUUGAUGAAGUCAUUGAUAAGGAGAAAGGCAUGACCUAUGGCCAGUUUGUGGAGAUGAUCGUGCAGAGGCAUUCUUAG
This is a messenger RNA of Cladophialophora psammophila CBS 110553, 1077 nucleotides long. RefSeq lists its product as uncharacterized. NCBI's taxonomy places the organism in Eukaryota, Fungi, Ascomycota, Eurotiomycetes, Chaetothyriales, Herpotrichiellaceae. The coding region runs from base 1 to 1077 and encodes 358 amino acids. The record is from RefSeq and is a predicted model, not a curated record. The transcript has a single exon.